AUGGGACAUUCACUCAGCCCUGCCAAGUGGCUCAACAGGCUUCCAUCCUUUACAAGGAUAGCCGCAGAGAAAGAUAAUUAUGAGACUAAACAAGAAACAGCAGGGGCCUUGGACUCAUUAGUCACCUCUGGACCACACCUGGUAAAUGAUGAGUAUCCCAGGCCAGAACCAUCAGUCCCCUACAGCCCAGCUCUGGCUCUCUUGGCCACUCCUCCUUUAGCAUCAGUAUCCAUCUGCAGCCCUUCCCUCUCCCCUCAGCCAGACCACUUGGCAGCAAUGGCGGUCGCAGGAGGUUCAUCUGUCUGCAUGCAACAGGGUCCUGGGGCUUCUGUUGCUGCCUCCUUUUCUUAUGUGCUUACCUAUGCCUUAGCCCCAGCAGCUUUCAGUGCCUCUUCCCCACCCUAUGGGAGGUCUAGCUCCUUGGGGGGUCUAGAAUGCAGCCCCUACCUCUCAGCCAUGGGUGGGCAUGGUUCUUCAAUCGGGCCCCUUCCUGCCCCUGGUAUGGGACCCCACUUGGGCCAGUCAUUAGCCUCCCUGUCAGGUCAGAGUUUUGGAGCUGGGGGCCUGGACUUCAGUCCCAUGGACUGCCUGGAUUACAAAGACCCCAUCUGGAAACUCAAUUUUUGCAUAGCAGCUGAUUGCCUGGAUUACAAGGAUCAGGGAUCAUGGAAAUUCCAGGUGUUAUAG
Molecule: messenger RNA, 687 nt
Organism: Dromiciops gliroides (monito del monte)
Lineage: Eukaryota; Metazoa; Chordata; Mammalia; Microbiotheria; Microbiotheriidae
Product: homeobox protein otx5-B-like
Biological process (GO): multicellular organism development
Cellular component (GO): nucleus
Molecular function (GO): DNA-binding transcription factor activity
Source: RefSeq, a predicted model, not a curated record